Messenger RNA from Thermothelomyces thermophilus ATCC 42464, 1511 nucleotides. RefSeq lists its product as uncharacterized. The coding region runs from base 143 to 1324 and encodes 393 amino acids. NCBI's taxonomy places the organism in Eukaryota, Fungi, Ascomycota, Sordariomycetes, Sordariales, Chaetomiaceae. The transcript has a single exon. The record is from RefSeq and is a predicted model, not a curated record.
GUUGCUUUCCUUUCUUCGCUUGACCAUCCACCAUCUACCGUAAAACCAUCUACUAAAAAACCAUUCACCAAAAACCUAUCCACCAAAACCCAUUAACCAAAAGCCCAUCUACCAAAAGACCAUCGACCUCCCACUCCCCAGCAUGCCUUCGUCGACUCCGAUGCCGCCUCUGCCCGACAUACGCCCGCGCUUUGCCCCGCAGCCCGGCCCUCCCCCGCAGCUGUGGAGUCCGCCUCCGGAUCCGGAGAAGCCGGCCUGCCCGUACCGGCCGGGCUUUGCCGUGGAAAUCAAGCGUCACAUUCCUCCGCCACCCUUUGGCGAUCCCCAUUACGGCCCGGGCACCUGGCGGGAACGGAGCGACGUCGACCUGUACAAGGUGACCCAGACUCGGGUGGUUGUGGAAUAUCCUCCUCUCGAGCACCCACACGCGUCGCCGUCGCCGCCCGCCCCUGCCGCCAAGCUUACCAUCCUCAGCGCCUUGGCUGUGGAAGACGGCCGGGGCCCGCAGCUGGUGGUUUGCUCUAUUACUCCGUAUACGAGCCCUAGCCCUGGCCAAGGUAGUCCGCCGGCCCCGUACGAGGCCGUCGCCAAAAUAUUCGAUCCGCUCUACUAUUCCUUCGAGAACCGGGAGGCUGCACAUGUGCCCGUCCCUGUCGCCUGGCAGGCCGAUGUCCACUAUACGCACGAAGCCGCUGCGCUCGACCACCUCGCCAAGAGGGCCCAGACCGGCGGUGGCGCCGGACUGCUUGCCCCCAAGUACUUUGGCUCGUGGACCUUCACCCUGCCCAUCACCCACGCGGGACGAAAAAGACAGCGGGCCGUCCGCCUGGUGCUCAUGGAGAACAUCAAAGGCCCCAGCAUCCGGGCCGUGUGCCUGGCCCCGUCGGCGCUCGCCUCCUACACCGAGCAGGACCGCCUUGCCAUCUUCGCCGCCGUGCUGGACGGGGUUGCGCGGCAGCGGCACGCGGGCGUCAACCAGCGGGAUUUGGCCGCACGCAACGUUAUACUACGGACCGGCUCCCUGUCGCCGACGGCGCGCAACCCCAAACAGCCCCUACCGCAGCCCGUCAUCGUCGACUACAACACCGCCGUGGUCUUCGAGCUCUCUCGCCAUGGAAAGCACCCGUCCCAGCUCUCCGCGCUGCCCCAGAACCCCAUGGAACUCUUCUGGCACACGAGCUUCCCCGACUUCCUGGACUGGACGCCGGCGGCGUGGAAUGGUAAUGCCAAGGCUCGCCAGCAGUGGUUGAAGGCGCGCUUUGGGGGGGAGGCCGCGUCGCAAUAUGCGCCGGUGAGCGGCGAGCUCGAGUUUUCAGAAUAUUAGGCAGGUUGGCGAGUGUCAAAGUGCGGACCCCCCGGGGGGGGUCUGCUUGAGCAUUGUUUAGUUGAUUAUUAUUACGUGGAGUUACGGAAUACGAAGCUGGUCUUUCCAUUCCAGAACAAGAAAUGAUGCGUGAACCACCGACCAGAUGUGUGUGUGUUUGUGUAGUAAAUUCCGAUGCUAGUGUUUA